Molecule: messenger RNA, 1985 nt
Organism: Spodoptera frugiperda (fall armyworm)
Lineage: Eukaryota; Metazoa; Arthropoda; Insecta; Lepidoptera; Noctuidae
Exons: 9
Coding region: 190-1716 (508 amino acids)
Source: RefSeq, a predicted model, not a curated record
GUGCGACCGUCGACACAGCGCAUGCGCCGCGCGUACCGUGAAAAUGGCCGAUGUGAUUUUUGCGCGCGAAACGAAAAAAAUAUUUAUCGAAAGCAAAAGUGAAUUUCAUUUAAACAAAUAAGUUUAAAUUAUCAUUAUUUCUUAUUUUUAGCCAAAGAUUUGUUAGUUUACAAUUAUGAAACGCUUAAAAUGUGCUCACAAUCGGAUUGUUACAAAGUGAUAUUUGUAGUGAUAUUAGUUUUGGUACAGAAUGCUGAUUGUAGAACUGUUAAUAAAUUCAGAAAGGAUAUUGGAGUGCAUAAUGCGUGGAAUAAUUUACAAAGUGUGGAGAAAAAUACGACGAAUAAGGAGCAAGGCAGAGGAUUUUUCUUUGGCGGAGGUCUACUAUCCCUCGGCAAAGUCCUCAACUUCUUCCCAGUGGGAGGAGAGCGGGAGUGCCAGCCGGAGGGCCACAAUAUCGCGAAGGCAGGAAUCUGCAUCAACCAGUACGACUGCCGACAAAGGGACGGCAGAGCUUCAGGGGAUUGUGCGGACGGACUCGGCGUGUGCUGUGUUUUUGAGGUAUCCUGCGGCGGCGCGGUGCAGAAUAACCUGACGUACUUCAUGUCGCCCGGCUUCCCCGAGCUCUGGAGCGGCGAGGAGGACUGCAACAUCACCAUUGAGAAGACACACGCAGGCAUCAUGCAGCUCAGGAUCGACUUCCUACAUUUCACUAUUGGUCAACCGAACAGAACUACUGGAGAUUGUGACGAGGAUGCCAUGAUCUUGGGAGACGGAGACAGCAAGUUCACACUAUGUGGACAAAAUCAUGCACAACACGUAUACUACACGCUAUCAACGGCCAGUGAGAAGCGAGAAGACAGCGACCUUCCCGGCACGAAGACCAUCAACCUGUCGAUGAGGAUGCGAGCUGGAGACAUGCCGCGGAUCUGGCUGAUGAGGCUCGCGCAGAUGCCGUUAGCUUACACCGCGCCUCAUCACUGUCUGCAGUAUUUUACGAAUGAUAAUGGUACAAUAAAGACUUUCAACUACGCUUCCAACGGGCGUCACUUGGCCAGUCAAGACUACAAGGCAUGCAUCAGAAAAAAUACAGGGUUCUGUUCCGUGCGGUACACUCCAUGUGACAGCCGCUCCUUCAGGAUAGGACCUGGUGGUGGAACUCCUCUCGUCAUGGAUCCUGCAGAUAUGGAGCAAGAAGAAAUGAUGCCAGCUGAUGAAACACAGACACAAGAAGAUGAAAUGGAGGGUUCUGGUAAUGAUCCGCAAAUAGAAACUCCAAUGCGAGAGGAGCCCAGUCUCAUCUCUAGGAUCUGGACGUAUAUUUCGUCUUGGAUGUGGGGUCAGGCGAGGUCAUCCAGGUGGUCUCCGUACACGCAGCACUACGGCAGCGAGGAUGACAGGUUCCGGUACUUCGGCUAUGGAAACUAUGGGAUCGGGCUGAUGGGACAUGGGAGACAGCGGUGCGAUGACAGAGUCACUAUUCCAUGUGAAAAUGAAUAUUUUAUUGCGAGCUCGUACUUCGGUGCAGGCGUGUGUGACCCUCAUCAUUGCGGCAACACCUUCUGCCCUGGACAGCAGCGGCGUAACUGUCAUGUGGAGACCUCCAUAACUCCAUUCGCAGUGUCCGUGCAUUUCGGACCUCCCACGGUCAAGAGGAGCCCGGAGGAAAACAUUGGAAUGUGCUUGAGAUACACACAGUUGCCCUGUGACUCUUAAAGUGUGUUUAAAUAGGUAUAAGACAGUGAACAUUUGUGUUUCCAAACUGUAGUUUAGAUCACCUGUGAUUUCAUAUGAAGUUAUAGCUAGUUUUGUCUAUGUAGUGUAUGUAAAUUAGGAUUAUAUUACGUUGUGACUUAUUUUAUCUACCUAAGUAUAACAGCUGACGUGUUUGUAUAUUUGGGCAUUAAUAUUAAGGUCGAGACUACGAUUUACAAUAAUGUGUAAAUAGGAAAAGAUUACAGUCAUAUUUGUUUUUAAAUAUCUCA